Trichomonas vaginalis G3 is the source of this 1320-nucleotide messenger RNA. RefSeq names its product keratin-associated protein family. The record is from RefSeq and is a predicted model, not a curated record. Lineage: Eukaryota; Parabasalia; Trichomonadida; Trichomonadidae. The transcript has a single exon. The coding region runs from base 1 to 1320 and encodes 439 amino acids.
AUGAUUAAACAACAGCAACUUAAGGCGCAAAGCGCCCAGGUCCUUCAGACCAUUACAUACGCCAUAUAUGCAUAUAAUUCAAAGACGGCAGAACAAACGCAAAGGUUGAAAUAUGGAGAUUUGGAGAUAGUAUUGAAAAAUGACCAUUUCGAAUUCGUUUGCAAAGGUGGUGCAGUGAUAUCAAAUAUAAAAGAAAUUUUAUUUAUGAAUUCAAAAAUUAAAGGAAUAACGGAUGAUAUAACAUCAAUUCCACCAGAAGAACAGAGAUAUUACGCAUUAAAUGCAUUUCCUAAAGUUUUGAAGAUUGGAAGAUUUAAUUUAAAUGAGGAAUUCAUAGAAGGUUUCCUAAACGACAUAAUGAAGAAGGUGGAUAAGGAAUAUGUGGAUAGUGAAUUAAAUAAGAAGGCAAAUUUGGUUUAUGUUGAUGAAAAAGAUAAUGAAAUUAAAGAAAAGGUUGAAUGGUAUCAUGAAUGGACAUCGGAGACUUUUAAAGUUAAAGCUGAUACAGGAUGGGUUUCAGGAUGUUUAGACCUUAAAGCAGAUAAAACUUAUGUUGAUGAAAAAGAUAAUGAAAUUAAAGAAAAGGUUGAAUGGUAUCAUGAAUGGACAUCGGAGACUUUUAAAGUUAAAGCUGAUACAGGAUGGGUUUCAGGAUGUUUAGACCUUAAAGCAGAUAAAACUUAUGUUGAUGAAAAAGAUAAUGAAAUUAAAGAAAAGGUUGAAUGGUAUCAUGAAUGGACAUCGGAGACUUUUAAAGUUAAAGCUGAUACAGGAUGGGUUUCAGGAUGUUUAGACCUUAAAGCAGAUAAAACUUAUGUUGAUGAAAAAGAUAAUGAAAUUAAAGAAAAGGUUGAAUGGUAUCAUGAAUGGACAUCGGAGACUUUUAAAGUUAAAGCUGAUACAGGAUGGGUUUCAGGAUGUUUAGACCUUAAAGCAGAUAAAACUUAUGUUGAUGAAAAUUAUGCAAAGAAGUCGGAAGUAAAUGAUGUGAUUACAAGCAUGAAAAAUGAAAUACUUCAAACAUUAUAUCCUGUUGGCUCUAUUUAUACGUCAAUGAACUCAACAAAUCCCGCAACAGUUCUGGGUUUUGGUACGUGGAAGCAGAUUGUAGACAAAUUCUUAUACUGUGCUAGAUAUUCAAAGCAAACAGGAGGUUCGAAGAAAAUUAAAGAAGCAAACUUACCCCCACACACUCAUACAGGAACUACAAACUUUUCUGGCGACCAUAGCCACUCAUUAAGAGACCACCCAUUAUACAACUCAGAAUAUAAAGCUGGCAAUGAUGUUUUAUCUCCAUCUUAUAACAAUGGGACAACAUGA